AUUCUUAGGGCUUCCAGUCGUGAGAUGUUGGUGUUCAAGCUUAGUAGAGUUUUGAAUCUACUCAUCCCUUUUUCAAUGAUUUCCAGCAUCAAUUUGGAUUUUUCUGCAUCAUUCUAUCAGAAGACUGAAGCAAGGCAAUCUCACUCUCCUUCUGCCAUUGUCAUUGGUGGUGGAUUUGCAGGGAUUGCAGCUGCUCAUGCACUGAAAAAUGCAACUUUUCAGGUUGUGCUUUUAGAAUCUCGGGAUAGAAUUGGUGGUCGAGUUCACACUAACUACUCAUUUGGUUUUCCUGUUCACAUGGGAGCAGCCUGGUUGCAUGGUGUCUGCAACGAGAAUCCAUUGGCAUCUUGGAUUGGAAGACUUGGUCUACCAAUUUAUCGAACUUCUGGUGACAAUUCUGUCUUGUAUGAUCAUGACUUGGAGAGCUACGCACUCUUUGAUGGUGAUGGACAUCAAGUGCCUCAAGAUCUAGUGGAAAAAGUUGGUAAGGUGUUUGAAACCAUUCUGGAAGAGGCUAACAAACUCAGGUAUGAAACAAAUGAAGACAUGUCUAUAGCACAGGCUAUUAAGCUAGUCAUAGAGAGGCAUUCAAUAUGA
This is a messenger RNA of Zingiber officinale, 597 nucleotides long. RefSeq names its product polyamine oxidase 3-like. The transcript has 6 exons. Lineage: Eukaryota; Viridiplantae; Streptophyta; Magnoliopsida; Zingiberales; Zingiberaceae. Gene Ontology annotation, molecular function: polyamine oxidase activity. The record is from RefSeq and is a predicted model, not a curated record. Gene Ontology annotation, biological process: polyamine catabolic process. Gene Ontology annotation, cellular component: peroxisome. The coding region runs from base 25 to 597 and encodes 190 amino acids.